Durusdinium trenchii is the source of this 555-nucleotide messenger RNA. The record is from the annotation of a GenBank genome assembly. Lineage: Eukaryota; Dinophyceae; Suessiales; Symbiodiniaceae.
AUGAAAAAUCAAGUGAAAUCUAAUAAAAUAAAUCUCUUGAACUCCAAACUGGUCCACUUUUUCAUCGGUUUCGGUUUGUUUCGCCUUUUGGUUUUGACCCCACACAGGGUUUUUGUCCAGGAACAUGUGCCUGCCACCGGCCUUGAUGCUCUCGCAAUGACGGCGUCGGCUGGUGUGCAGCAAUUGGCAGCAGUGGCAGGGAUCCAACCUUUGAGCUUUGCGCCGGCCCCUCCCGCGGAGCUGCCGGUCGUCGCGCCCCCGGGGCCACCGCCCGAGCUGGCGCUGCAAGCACUGGAGACGGUGACCGACCUGCAACUGGUGGAGGCGCCGGUGGAGGUGAGCAGCGAGACGGCGAGUGAGGCGGAUCCGGAAGGCGAUGCGAGCGAGGAUGAGAGCGCCUCCAGUGAAGCCUCCAGCGAGUCCGCCAGUGAUGCCUCAGCUGGCGCGGGCGCCAGUGAUGCCUCAGCUGGCUCGGUCUCGGACGAGGGCUCAGGCUCCGAGGAGGACACCCCGAAAGGCGCUUGGGCUUCCUUGGUGGCUCUCUUUGGCUGGUGA